Molecule: messenger RNA, 1049 nt
Organism: Limanda limanda (common dab)
Lineage: Eukaryota; Metazoa; Chordata; Actinopteri; Pleuronectiformes; Pleuronectidae
Product: RIMS-binding protein 2-like
Exons: 5
Coding region: 1-639 (212 amino acids)
Biological process (GO): neuromuscular synaptic transmission
Molecular function (GO): protein binding
Source: RefSeq, a predicted model, not a curated record
AUGGAGACGAGGCUGGAGCUGGACGUUGUGAUUUACCCCAAUGAAGUGAGGAUCGCCUCUCCGGAGGAGCUGUGGGAAUGGGAGCUGGAGACUGCGAGCCAGGUGUCCACUCCCCUUGUGCGACUCUUUGUGGCACUUUACCCAUACAACCCUGCAGCCAUGUCUCCCAACUACGAGACCGCUGCAGAGGAGCUGCCUUUUGUACCAGGACAGAUAAUCAAGGUGUUUGGAGAUAAAGACCGUGAUGGUUUCUAUGACGGGGAGUCUGGUGGGCUCUCCGGUGUUGUGCCAAGUAACAUGGUGUCUGAGAUCCCAGUGGAUGAUGAGUACCUGAAGCAUCUACUCAUGCAGCAGAACUUCCUCCCUUUGGACAACACAGGUUUCUAUCCAGCUCCAGACAUGAGUGAUGUUUCCAGUGUCAGUGACGAAUUGGUUGUUCAACGAAUGGUGGCCUUAUUUGAUUAUGAUCCAUGGGAGAGUUCACCCAACGUGGACAGUGAAGAUGAACUCGGCUUUCGUUCAGGAGACAUUAUCUAUGUGUUGGGGGACAUGGAUCAAGAUGGGUUUUAUUUUGGGGACCUGCACGGACGACGAGGUAUGGUUCCAUCAAACUUCCUGCAGCAGUUUCCGUGGGAUUAAUAGAAAAUGCUAGGACACGCCAUGUUUGCUACAGAUGCCAAGAGUCAGACACAGAAAGAAAUCAGCCACUGGUUAAACCAUUAUUAUCAGUUAUACCAGUGAUGUUGUGGGCACUGCAAAUACUGCACAUACAAAUCUCAGAAAAUAUAUUUUAUUAAAAAGUUGCAAAUCAUUUACUAAAGAAACAAAAAACAAAAAAUUACAAAAAUGAUGGUUAGAGGUCACUUUGGCUUAAAAUCCCAACAUGAGCAAAAAAAAUGCAUUUAAUAUUUAAUAAUAAUAAAGCCUAUUCACAAACUAUAGAUUAUUUUAGCCUUAAUGAUACAUUAACAGUCUCAGUUUUUGCAGACCAGAGUGUAUUAAAGUUGUAAAGUUGCCUUAUACUCGCUAUAUACAGUACAUUUUAUAUU